CCCCAUCCUCAACCCCCCACCCCUGGCAGUGUCCAACAUCAUCCUUCCAUCACCUGCCGUUUCGGUGCCAUCUCUUUGACAUCGUCAACUUGCGAUGGAACCGAGAACCGACGUUCUUAUUGUUUAGUUUUCCUUCCAUUCACUAAUCUUGAUCAGUUCCUGCUUGCUUGCACCGUCUUCUCCGUUUUGUAUCCACAAGAUCUACCGAGAUCUACCUUGCGUCAUCCAUCCUCUGGCCCCCCCGGUCAGGAACGAAGCCAAAGCUGCGGCAUCGGGGGAUUCUCCAACCCCACCCCGCCCAUCCAUCACCACAGCUCAGCUCGGCUCGGGUCUCAGGAACCGAGUCAAGAUCGGCGGCGACGCAAGCUUGAGCUUUUUUGCUUGACGGUCGAAUUCAAUCAUAUAGAUCCCUUGCCCGCCUACGCGACGGCCCUGCCCACCAUGGUCGUCUUUGUUGAUCUAGACGACGAGGACAUGGAGCCCCUUCACGUUCUCGAGGCACGCCGCCUGGCAACUGCCGCUGCUGUCGCGACUGAUGCAUUGGAUUCAAGCAGUCGCGAGCUCGAGCACAUGCUUGAGAAGCCGGCGAUUGGCCCGGCCCCGUUGGUGACACCGGCUCCCGUACCAGAGCCAACACCGACAUUUCAGAGUGCUGCUACUGAGGCUUUUGGCUGCUAUCCCAUCGUCAUGUCAAUAGCUGAACACAUCGAUCUCAACACCCUCGACAGUCUCGCCCGCACCUCGCGCCAGGUCCGCCAGGGUCUGCUGCAAUACCGCUCCAUCCUCCUCUCUUCGACGCUGCACUGCUCCAAUGAGGCCGUCCCCGUCGACCCAGAGUCCACGUUCCGCUUUCGUGCGAGAGCCGGCAACUGGUAUUACAUGGAAGAUGGCCGGAACUACAACGGCAAGAGCGGCAGCUGUGCCCGAGACCUGGUGACGGAGUGUAGGAGGUGCAAGACCGUCGUGUGCAGGAACUGCGCUAUCAAGCCGCCAGCCUCCAACGCUCUCCGCGAGCGUCAUCGUAGGCUGUGCCAAUGUUGUACCAAGGCCCCCAUCGCAACUUUCGUCAAUCACGCGCUAGAGCCAGAAACACCUCUGCUCGACGAUGCCGUGAGACGAGAGAUUUGCCGAUGCGACGUCGAAGGCGUCUGGCUGUGUCAGCCCUGUGGGCGGAGCAUGCGCGGGGCCGAUCACGACUACCAGCGUAUCUGGAAAUGGCGGGCUCACUAUGGAGAAGUCCUCGGCGGCCUGGGAACGGGCAUCGGCGAGGGCGACCGCGGCGUCAUCUGCGGUCGCGAGACCGCUUGCGCCGGCGCUAAGGAGCGUGAGAAUGAGACGGAUUGUGAUGCCGAGGACGCGGCCGUCACCGGCGCGAACCUGUGGACGGCCACGGACCAGGUACACCUCGACACUGUGCGAUAUGAGCGCACACCGAGUCCCCAGCUCGGCCCCGGGUACGAGAGGCACGAGAUUGAGGGGAUUGGAGGCGUCGUGAAGACCAAAUUAGUCCGCAUGGUGAGAGUCGGUGCGUGCGUGCCCGAGUGGGACGACGAGAAGAGCCAUCACAACAUCCUCGGAAGAGAGGUGAAGGGCAUCAGGCGGAGUUGGUGUGGCUGGUGCUAUAGAGUCAUUCCCGGUGAGGCUGAUUUGAACAAGGCGGGCGUUACGAUGCGUCAGCUUUGAGGGCUGGCCUUUCUUUCGGGAUGUUUGCUUUUUAAUGAUUUGAUGACAACUCUUAAUUCGUGAAAAGGUAGUUAGGGAUCACCAUCGGGGAAUCUGCCUCGACGCAGGAAUGGACUCGACCUUGUACUGAGACGGCAAGCUAAAUAGCUGCCGGGUAGAAGAUGGAUAGAAAAAGUUUGAUAGUGCCAACCUGCCGUUAAUUCCACAUGAAUACGCAUGAAAUAUCGACA
Molecule: messenger RNA, 1913 nt
Organism: Colletotrichum scovillei
Lineage: Eukaryota; Fungi; Ascomycota; Sordariomycetes; Glomerellales; Glomerellaceae
Exons: 4
Coding region: 442-1683 (413 amino acids)
Source: RefSeq, a predicted model, not a curated record